AUACCAUUCUCGCAAAAAGUUUUGCUUCUCUAACGAUUGAAUUUCAUCCUGUGGAGUGGUGCAUCGUGCAUGAUGCGUAAUAUAUAGCCUUCUUAGCGCCCAGAAAUCAAUCGCCUCAUCAUGUCUGUAAACCUCACCCCUGAAGUCCCCGAAAACUGUCGAGCUCCCAAUCAUCCUAUCUUGAGGUUGGCGUUCAAAAUCUUGUGCAUUAUUGCAGUCUCCCAGAAGUCUCUCGACCAUUGGAACGAUACAAAGAACAAAGAAUGGAAGGAGCAUGUCUCAGUGAUGGUCAAUCGCUUCCAGAACUCAAACAUCACCGCCGGGCUCGUACUCGCAACUACUACUCUAUUCCUGUCGUCUGUGCCUCCUAUCGAGCAUUUGAUGGCUUAUAACUCUUCAAUCUCGUACCUCUUCGCCAUGAUUUCAUUUAGUGCUGCAUUGCUCAGCGUGAUAUCCGGAGCCGCUGUGCUUGUUAUCUAUGAGACUAGUACCAGUAAUAAAGACAUGGAGUCCCUCAAAGCCGGGCUGGUACUCGCAACUGCCGCUUUGCUCCUGGUGUCGAGCCCUCCUGUAACCAGCUUGAUGGCUUUUGACACUCCAGCCUCCUAUGUCUUCGCCAUCAUUGCAUUUAGUGCUGCAUUGCUCAGUGUAAUAUCAGGAGCUGCGGUCGUGGUCAUCUACGAAACUAGCACCACUCACAAAGACAUGAAAUAUCUCAAAGUCAUGCCACGACACCAAAUUAUCUGCUUGCUGUUGUGGUUGGCAUACCCCUCGAUUUGUCUGGCAGUCGCCGUCUGCUUUUUGUUUGCGUCUCUCUUCAUCGCCUGCUUCUGCUCUGGAAAUGUCCCUGUCCAAGUCAUAACCGCCCUGGGUUGUUCGGCCUUCCUUAUUAACGGAAUCCUUACGCUCUACGUUUUCAAUUUUGUGGGCAAACCGCCUGCCGAUAGUGGAAUGGAUUCUACAAGCAAAGUGGUAUGAUGAUUUGGUCUGGUGUAGAUAAGCAUUGCAGACUAGUGGACUCGCAACGGGACUUUUGCCAUUGGAAUUCCGAGUUUCUACUUCACAUUUAGUUUCAGUGUAUGCCAACUAUGGUCGGUGGUGUUAAAUAUACUGAGCUCGAAGAUAGGUGGGUAACUUAUCCUGCCAUUACGUGUGUGGUUUCGACACGUUUCGACUGGCAGUCGCUACAUGCUCCUGCUGAUGUGACUUACUGGAUUUCCCUCGACGCAGCUCUCCUUAUCGUCUGAGACUUCUAUUCUAGAGAUAUAAUAUAUUCUUAUUCAUGUCAUGUUGCCAC
This is a messenger RNA of Suillus subaureus, 1297 nucleotides long. RefSeq lists its product as uncharacterized. The record is from RefSeq and is a predicted model, not a curated record. NCBI's taxonomy places the organism in Eukaryota, Fungi, Basidiomycota, Agaricomycetes, Boletales, Suillaceae. The transcript has 7 exons. Bases 121 to 978 code for a protein of 285 amino acids.